AUGGCACCAACGAAAUCACCCGAAGAUUCAAUGUUCCGUACCCUUACUUUUGAAGCAGGUUUAAAGUUGGAAGGCUCCGCAGAGGGAGUUCACGAGCUAGUGGUGGAGCCUUCAACAUUUCGUCUCAAUCUCGUACAAAAUAUAAAAAAUCACUCACAAUAUCCUGAUCCGGCUAUCGGAAAAUUCCUCGAGGAGUUACAGGAUUAUCUGGACGAGAGUUCAGAAAAUUUCAAAGCAUGCUUACAACCACCCUCGGUGAAAGGAAAAUCGAUAUAUGGCUCUACAGCAGAUAGCUUCAUUCGCGUAUUAUUGAGCGUUGAUUUUUUUCAAGCCAAUCUAAUCGAUCAAUUAUUGGAAAGACUACCAACAUUUAUCUCAAAUUCUGAUAAUGAUAUUAUCGAGUCGCCAAUUCCACGGUUGAUACUUCAGCAAUUAAAGUGGCUUGAUAAUAUCAUGAUCCCCAUUACGCCUCUAGGCAUUCAAAGAGAAAUUAUAACCAGUCUUCCGGACAUUAUCCUUGAUUCAGAGCAAAAGACCGCUAUCAAAGAACUGACUGAAUUGAUCGACCAAAAUCACCGACUUAUUGUUCCCAUUCUUGACGCGCUUCCUCAUUUCACAUUGCAAGAAGAUUUGAUGGCUAAUGUUAAGGCAACGGUAUUUGGACGACUUGAAUCGGCCGACUUAGAUGACCUAGCAAUAAUCGUCAAGUUUUUGUUGCACACGGCCUCGCCGAACGACGCAGAAAUUAUCAGAGACAAAGUUGAUUUUCAUUCAAUUGGAAAACUUCAGGGCGAACAAAGUGUUUCAAAGCGUCGCCAGAAGAGGAAAAGAGAACUAAUGCCAGAGGCCUUGAUCCUGGAUUCUAUCAAAAAGGGUUUGAACAUUCACAAGUUCGUCACGAACGCGUGGCUUAAGGAAAUAAGUGACAUUGAGGCAGAGAAAGAUCACAAGAUCAUUGAUAUUUUGAUAUUGUUUCUUCUGCAUUCGAUUCCAAUCCUUAAGAAAAAAGUUGAAGCAAUUUUUUGCAAAAAGAUCUCGAGCGGACUAUUGUCAAAGAAUUUAUUAGAAACGACGAUAACUUUUCACUUUGAAGGCUUGCGAGAUUAUUUCAACGAUAUCAUCUCGCUUUCGGAAAGCCUCCUUCGUUCAAGCCAAAAUCAAAACACAGUUGCACGCGCGGCAUGCACAUUAUAUCGAAGCGCAUUUAUGGUAUUCGAACCACAUCAGCAGCAAGAAGUUAUAGCUUCCCUGGUGUCGCACAUCGGGAGCGGUUCCCCGACCGAGAUUGAAUCAACGCUUUCAGUGCUCUCGCAUCUUGUAGAUAAGGAUAUAAAGAGGCUGAGUCGAUUUACUAUUUUUGUAAAAGGUCUUCUGGAUUAUUUGGAAAAUCUUAACCUGGAUCAUAUACGAGUCCUUUUCGAUAUAAUCGGAAAGUUAGUCUACGAGGAUGCAAACUAUGAUAGUAACAGCGGUGGACUGCUUGCUGAAUUUUCGAUUGUCAUUCAAAAGCAAUUGUCGAACCCUAAUGAGAAAUAUAAGCAAAUUGGUGUAAUCGGAGCUCUCGCUUUAGUGCGAAUUCUGGGCUCCAAGUCGACCGUAAAUUCGUCACAGGAGGGCACCGCUCAGGAAAGGUCAACCGCAGCCCUAGAUAUUGCAAAAGAAAACAUUGCAAAGAUCGAACGUCACUGCGCGCGUUCAAUGUCAUGCCUCGCCUUUGCGUACGACGAACUUGCGUAUUACGUUUCCACCGGAAUUCUGGAUCGCGAAUUGGUCGAUUGGAUAUCGGACAAGAUAGAAUCAUCAUUUUCUGAUAUAUUCAUAGUGGAUGAAGAAGAUUUGUCCAGGUUUAAAGAAGACGAGUAUCAUCUGAAGGGAAUGCCAAUAGAAGCUUGGAUGGAGUGUGAAAUGGAAUGCGAUGCUAGCCGGAAAUUCAAGGAAGAUGGUAAUUUAUAUUCCAUCGGUGUUUUGUUGGCCGCAGGAUUGCUCAUGUAUGAAAGCUUGGAUGCGAACGACAUGAAAUCCAAAAAUGUUGCUACGAGGCUGCGGCACGUUGUUGAGCUUGAGAAGAGGUUGAAUGCGGUGUUAGAAAUAACUCCUACUUUUCAGCCAUAUGGAUUUUUUACGCCCUCACCGUCAAAGAGUGUAAAGUUGAAAAGUGUCGCUACUAUAUCAUCGGGUUUUGCGCAGAGAGGUCUGGUUAAAACGGGUAGGACGAUCCGAAGAUCGAGAAUUAGCAAAAGUAAGAUCCUCAGCGCUGCCCGAACUUCCGAGGUUGAAAAAAAUGAGGAGAACAAGAUUUCCGAGGAUUCUAUGAUCCCCAAGUACUCAUCGGUUGAAGAUCUAAGACCGUUAAUGCGUGAAUUUGAUUUGUCAGUGUUUGGUAUGCUUGAAUAUUUCCGCGUUAAAAGGCCUUCGCGUGACAAGGAUAGUGGAUCCGCAGUGAGCACAAAUAAUGGCUUUCAUUUGUUGCCCGAGGAAAUCGUCUACCUGCUCAAUGAUCUUAAUCGUAAGCUCGAAUUCAAGAUUUCCCCACCGGUCUUGCCCUUGAUUGCCAAAAAAGCCAAGAAAGGUGGAUUUGGAAGCAAGCACGACGGAUUCACUUUAAUUUCUCGCCUGAGUUCAUUGGACGUUGUAACGCAGGUUGCCACCGGAUUCGUUCCACACUUAUUGAACCUAUUGAGCUCUAUCUGCGAAGAAUUGAGCAACGACGGCGACGUAGAAAAGGAAGAAGAUGAGCAUGAGAUUUUGCUUCGAUGUUUGGAAUUAAUACUCGAAAUCAUUCACCGACUAAUAAGUUGGCCUGAACUGAAGUCUCCAGACAACAAGGAAAUCUUGAUUAUCGUCAUGAAACAGCUGGGUUCAAUGGUUCAACCGUCUCCAAGUUCAGAGUCCACGCUCGGUAGUCUCGACAUUCUUCAGCGGGCUGCUAGCAAUACAUUUAAAUACUUUCAAGAUUUUGUACCUCGUCUUCCCACGGUGAACUUGGCCAUACUGUUUCACAAAAUUCUUAUCAAGGUCACUGAACUUUCACCGGAUUCCAGAAAGCUCGCGGAAAUGUCAGGAGACAUAGCACGAGGUUUCGUAUCCCGUCAAUGGAACGAUGUCAAAAAAUUAAAUUCGGAGUCCGUGAUUUACCUUGUGCAAAAAGACGUCAGACACUCUUCGAACCCUAUGGAGAGGAUAGCGUCUUAUGCCACAAGCAUCUUUUCUCCGAAUGAAGCCCAUGAGGAUGAUCCCACCGAGUUGUAUCCUUUACUCAACAACGAAACUCUACCAUAUUUUUACAAGGCCUUGUUCAUGGAGCUUGUCGAAGUUUUGCGAAAUUUUCAGCCCGGAAAUUUUGAACAUAAUGCGGACAUAAUGUCACACAUAACCAGCACAGUUGUCUGCUUUCAAAACUUUGUAUUGUUCAUAAAGAUCAAGCAUAAGCGAGCCAUUCUCUCGGUAGCUCUGAAAUACGGGCGUAGCUUUAUAGACAUGUUCCUUAAAAAAAUGUUACCGUUAAUGGACAAAAACUUUUCCACCUAUCGUGAAGAGAUCAUUUCCAUUAUCGGAACCUUUCAGAAAUCAACCAGGCGUCUCCAGGCACUCUGCAAUCACGUGAAAGUUCACAAAGAAUCACAACUGGCGGCAAUGGUGCCUCUCGUUAAAAGAUCAUUGGAAAUAGUGAUAUUUCAGGUCAAGGCCAUGAUCCAAAAUAACGGAUGUCCACCGGAAACAUUUUUCCUAGGCGAACUUAAACAUCGUGACAUUGAGGGACAAGAAAUCACAUCUUAUCAAAACGACGAACAAAAUUUGGAAAAAGAUGAAUCCGAAGAUUCCGAAGGAAAUGAAGGCGAUGGAUUUACGAAGCCUUCCUCCUCACGCCGUAACAAGUCCGGUUCAAGAAAGAAGAAGCCCGAAACGUCGCGUGAUUCCGAUGGAGAAGUUGAUGCGGUCUCUGUUAAACCACCUGCUAGGCGCCGCAAAAAAUUGAGUCCAAAGAAAGCCAAGACGCCGGAGAAUUUCGAGGAGAGCGAAGGUGUGGAUGACGAAGAGAUCACCGUUGAGUUGCCCAAAACACGUAAAAGGCCAAAGAAAACGGAAAAACGCGCGCAGCAUUAA
Messenger RNA from Acaulospora colombiana, 4104 nucleotides. The record is from the annotation of a GenBank genome assembly. Lineage: Eukaryota; Fungi; Glomeromycota; Glomeromycetes; Diversisporales; Acaulosporaceae.